AAAGGAAAAUGGACCAACUAUGGGCCGAGCCCAUUACCAGGAAUAUUAAGCCGGGUCAUAUACUCAUCGUUAGGUUGUGCUGAGCUCAUAUAGUCAUCGUUAGGAACAAACAAAACCCUAUCAAAAUUCGUUGUGCUGAGCUAUCUCUUCCGCCGCCGGAGUAAAAAGCAUCCACCAUGGCUACCGACGCACCCUCAUCCCGUCAGCUCUCCCAAAAGGAAGCUGACAUCCAGCUGAUGUUGGCUGCCGAUGUUCAUCUCGGCACCAAGAACUGUGACUACCAAAUGGAGCGUUACAUUUUCAAACGCCGUCAAGACGGUAUUUAUAUUAUUAAUCUUGGAAAGACUUGGGAGAAACUUCAACUAGCUGCUAGGGUCAUUGUUGCCAUUGAGCACGCUGAGGAUAUUAUUGUCCAAUCUGCAAGGCCUUAUGGACAGAGGGCAGUUCUGAAGUUUGCUCAGUACACUGGAGCUCAUGCCAUUGCUGGAAGGCACACUCCCGGAACUUUCACCAAUCAGCUUCAGACUUCAUUCAGCGAGCCUCGUCUUCUCAUCCUCACCGAUCCAAGAACUGAUCAUCAGCCAAUCAAGGAAGCUGCUCUUGGAAAUAUUCCCACAAUUGCUUUCUGUGACACUGAUUCUCCUAUGAGAUAUGUUGACAUUGGAAUUCCUGCUAACAACAAGGGAAAGCAUAGCAUUGGUUGUCUCUUUUGGCUUUUGGCUAGGAUGGUUUUGCAGAUGCGUGGUACUAUUCGCCCUGGUCAUAAGUGGGAUGUGAUGGUUGAUCUCUUCUUCUAUAGAGAACCCGAGGAAGCCAAGGAGCAAGAGGAGGAGGAAAAUCCCGCUCAAGAUUACGCCAUUGCUGACUUCAAUGCUGUUCCAUCUGAUGCUCAGUGGCCUGCUACCAUUGAUCAACCAUGGGCUGAUGCUGUCCCACAACCUAUUUCAGCAGCUCCUGCUGCCAACUGGGCAGGCCAAGAAGCUGUUGCAGGGGACUGGGGUGAAGCUGUACCACCUCCACAACAAAUUCCCAUUGCCGGAACUGAAUCUGUGGCAGCAACUGGCUGGGAUUUAAACUAGUUUUUUUUAUCAUAUGAUGUUCCAUUUCCCUAAGUAAAAUUUUGGUCAGUUUUUUUGGUAGCUUAGGAAUUUUUGCUUCUAGUAUGCUAUGAGUUACAGUAAUAUUUGCGACUUGAGUUAUUUUAAUUGUACUAUUAUAGUUUUUACUGAUUAUCAAAUUACUCUAGUUAUUCUAUUUCAAUUCCAGAAUCAAUUUGAACUUUGGUUUUAC
This is a messenger RNA of Trifolium pratense (red clover), 1290 nucleotides long. RefSeq names its product 40S ribosomal protein SA-like. The record is from RefSeq and is a predicted model, not a curated record. Gene Ontology annotation, molecular function: structural constituent of ribosome. Gene Ontology annotation, biological process: ribosomal small subunit assembly; cytoplasmic translation. The coding region runs from base 177 to 1079 and encodes 300 amino acids. Lineage: Eukaryota; Viridiplantae; Streptophyta; Magnoliopsida; Fabales; Fabaceae. The transcript is spliced from 5 exons. Gene Ontology annotation, cellular component: cytosolic small ribosomal subunit; ribosome; 90S preribosome.